Triticum turgidum subsp. durum (durum wheat) is the source of this 417-nucleotide messenger RNA. Lineage: Eukaryota; Viridiplantae; Streptophyta; Magnoliopsida; Poales; Poaceae. The record is from the annotation of a GenBank genome assembly.
AUGCCUAUCCUAUUACAUGACCGCCAUCUAAACCGGUUGAAGAUAUCCCGAGCUACCAUCUCCCAACGGAAAGAUCCAGUAACCAAAUGCUCCCUGGCCUCCGUCGGGCUGAUGUGGAGUUUGGGCCUUGCUUGUAAGGAUAUCUUUGCUCUAAGGAAUAAAAAGGAUCUUCACACCCCAGAUAAUCUAUUCAUUAUUGUUAUGGUUGACUGGGUCGUGGCGACUUUCAUGUUCUCAGGAGCCUGUGCCUCCGCGAGCUUGACAAUUUUCUUCAUGUGGGAUGUGAACUUCUGCGAGACAUACUCGAAGCUGGCCUGCCGGCAGUUCGUGCUUUCGGUCGUCCUGGCGUUCAUCACGUGGUUGCUGCAAGCUGCGUCUUCUUUCUCCGCGUUCUGGCUACUGGUUUCGUUCUCCUAG